AUAAAGAGGUGGAUGUGCAAGCUCGGCAAAGAUGUGUAUUUAGCCUCUUCGGUUCUAUAUCCUAAAUAAGUUUAAUCAAAGGGAGGGACGGUGAUUUUUUUCUACGUCAGGUGGAAAGCAUUGAAGUGAUGGAACUAAAGCACUCUGUUGCCAUGGUUAUGCCUACUAGCCAUUUUUAUCAGUUGAUCACUGGAAGUCCGCAUUAUUCAUCUGGAUUCUAGUCAUAGAAUCAAAAUUGUUCUUUACACUGGGCAAUUUUGCAACAAUCGAAGAAGCUUGGCUUAGGAGCAGUUUCCGUGAACUAGCACAACCUCCUGCUAACUGAUGUCAAUUUUUCAUCAUAAAUUGACUGCUUUAAAUAUCUAAUGAUGACAAACUUUUUGGAUGUGGAUUCUAUACCAAGGCUUUUAUUCAGCCAAGGAGCGCAAGCUCGCCGGGCAACCUUGUUCACUGCUCACCCCUUAAUGGCGGCAUCUUCAGAGGAGGAGACUGAUCGGCGGCCCAUCAGGAGAGUCCGGUCAAAAAGUGACACCCCUUAUCUGGCUGAAGCGAGGAUAUCCCUGAACCUGGAGACAGCUGAAGAAGUGGAAAGACUGGCUGCAAUGCGCUCUGAGUCCCUAGUACCUGGCACCCACACUCCACCCAUCAGACGAAGGAGUAAAUUUGCCACCUUAGGUAGACUUUUCAAGCCUUGGAAAUGGAGGAAGAAAAAAAGCGAAAAGUUCAAGCAAACAUCUGCAGCACUGGAGCGGAAAAUCUCAAUGAGGCAGAGCAGGGAGGAACUCAUAAAGAGAGGAGUCCUGAAGGAGAUCUAUGAUAAAGAUGGUGAUCUACAAAAUGAAGAAGGAAUGAUGGAAAAUGGUCAGCCCAUUGGUACUCCUUCAUCCUCGCUUCCAGUCAUAACAGAGUUAGACUCAAGUUCAGGGGACACUUGCGCAUAUGAAGUUCUUCCAACCUCUGAACUCAUGGAUGGGACAGUGUCUGAAGAUCUCUCGUCCGAGCAAGGAUCCCUAUCCCAGGAUCCAACAUACAAGCCAACCCUGCUACUGCCCCCCAAAAAAUCAUCUUACCCUGUAGACCACGAGGACACCCCUAUGAAACCACUAACUCACCUCAAGCAGCCCCCUGCCCUGCCUCCUAAACCUCUUUCCAGACUUGCCAAUCAUAUAGCAGACUCCGGAGUUCCUGUGAAACUGCCUUGUAUGCCGGGGAAGAUGUCUCCUCCACUACCUCCAAAGAAAGUCAUGAUAUGCAUGCCAUUAGGAGGAUCGGACUAUCCCCAUUCCUAUUCCAAUCAGAAAAGUUCCCAGCAUCAUCACACCAUCCUCCCAUCUCAAUUAGCCGUCCACCAGCACCAGCUUCAGUAUGGAAGCCAGCAUCACUCCACUGGAUCAAGUUCAGUGCCCAUCCAUCCAUCAAUACCUCCAGGAUGCAGGGUUAUUGAGGAGCUCAACAAGACACUAGCUAUGACCAUGCAAAGGUUGGAAAGCUCGGGGUUACAUGGAGGUGACAGCAUGUCAAAAUCAGGACUCAGUGGCUAUACUGACAUGAGACAAGUGCCAACCGUUGUUAUUGAAUGUGAAGAUGAUAAAGAAAAUGUGCCUCAUGAAUUAAACUAUGACGACUCCUCAUGCCUGUACUCAAGAGAUGAUGAAGACGAUGAGGAUGACGAUGAGGAGGAAGACGACGAUGAUGAUGAUAGCUCACUUUACACAAGUUCGCUGGCAUUAAAGGUUCUCAGGAAGGAUUCUUUGGCAAUCAAAUUAAGCAAUAGACCCUCUAAAAGAGAGUUAGAAGAGAAGAACAUUCUGCCUGUGCAGACAGAUGAAGAGAGGCUGGAACUGAGGCAGCAGAUUGGGACUAAGCUUACUAGACGACUGAGCCAAAGGCCAACAGCUGAAGAGUUGGAACAAAGAAAUAUUCUGAAACCUCGUAAUGAACAAGAAGAGCAGGAGGAAAAGCGAGAAAUUAAAAGGAGACUUACCCGCAAGCUCAGUCAGAGACCUACAGUAGAGGAGCUGCGGGAGAAGAAAAUCCUUAUUCGUUUCAGUGAUUAUGUGGAGGUGGCAGACGCACAAGACUAUGACAGAAGAGCGGACAAACCUUGGACUCGAUUAACGGCCGCUGAUAAAGCAGCCAUACGAAAAGAGCUAAAUGAGUUUAAAAGUACAGAAAUGGAGGUUCAUGAAUUAAGUAGGCAUUUAACAAGGUUUCACCGACCCUAGCAUUAAAGUUCUACUUGAAUACUUUACUGUUUUCAAAAAGGGAACCACAAGUGCUGGGAUAUUUUGUUUUGUCUUAUACUUAAAUGUAAAUUCUUGGAACUGCCUUGUUUUUCCAAAAAGAAGAAAACAGCAUUUGCAUAAUCUUCACAGAUGAAUUCCAUCUUCACUAGACCUUAGAAAUGUGAAGCGUUGUGCAAUGCAAAAUGUCAGCAAUGUCUGGAUCUGUCCUGUAUGUACAUACUGAGCAGAAGUUGUUCUUCGGGUGUCAGCCUCUUGCGUCUCGGUGUAAGUGGUGGUUCAUAGGAAAGAUCUGGGGCAUGAGUGGAUUAAGAAGACCUGUAAAACAUAUGCCAAUCCAGCUUCACGCAUUUUAGCCAAAUUGAUGUGGGCUUCAGAAGCAACAAAGAGAGACUUGCACUACUUUUCUUUUCUUGAAGCAUUCCCAGUUAACGGUGUCGCAUCUUCCAUACAGGAGACUGGUUGUUGAUUUCUGAGCCUGUUGUGACAAUGUGAGUGCUUGUUCAGAAACAGUUAACGGUAGACAAAACAGGGCUGGAAUGUCCAGCAUCAUGUAGCGUUGGGACAGGUUUUGGCACCAAAAGUGUCAUUUUAUUACCGCAUUAAAAGAUGAAUCAGGGUCAAUAAAUAAAAGCUUACAGGAACAUCAACCCAUUUCAAGGAAGACAUGUUUCAUUUGUUUGGUUUCGAAAGCAUCUCAAGCUCCGUGGCCCUCUCUGUUCCUCCUCGGUGCCCAUGGGGGUUCCAUCAUGCAUUUCAUUGUCUGUCCUGUCAAUGUACAGCUCUUCAUCUGAAUGGGCCGCUCAAACAUUUCCUUCUUUCUACAGUCCUCUAUCAGCAGGUGCAGACAUGGUCAGCUCUACUUUCAGAUUCCAUCCCAGAACUUAUUUUCCUAAAGGCAGAUAUUGAUUGUGUUUGUCUUUGGGAGCGUGUUGUCAUUAUAUUGUGCCUGUUCUGUAUAGAGUAGGAACGGUUGGUCAAGACGGACUCAGCCAUUAUGCCAGGUGAAAAGCCUCCAUUGAUUGAGCCUGUCCAUAUUAACAUGGAGUUUUCUUGUAAAUGAAAUGAAGAAAUAAACAAGAAUAUUUUUCAAAAUCUA
This is a messenger RNA of Hyla sarda, 3342 nucleotides long. RefSeq names its product phosphatase and actin regulator 1 (gene PHACTR1). Gene Ontology annotation, molecular function: actin binding. Lineage: Eukaryota; Metazoa; Chordata; Amphibia; Anura; Hylidae. The transcript has 15 exons. Gene Ontology annotation, biological process: stress fiber assembly; cell motility. The coding region runs from base 366 to 2225 and encodes 619 amino acids. The record is from RefSeq and is a predicted model, not a curated record.